AUGAAGUAUUUACCUAUUGAAAAAAUGUACCUUGCAUUAAUCUAUGCAGCUAAAAAGUUGAGACAUUAUAUGCUAUCACACACGAUCAAUCUCGUUUCGAAGAUUAAUCCAUUGAAGUACAUAAUGUCUAGGCCAAUUCUCUCUGGACGGAUUGGAAAAUGGACACUACUAUUGUCUGAGUUCGAUAUCAAAUUCAUUUCACAAAAGGUCAUUAAAGGACAAGCUUUGACAGAUUUCCUAGUGGACCACCCAAUUGCAGUGGAAUGGAAACUUCAAGAAGACCUUCCCGAUGAAGAAGUUCUAUUAAGGCUCAACGGAAUCAAGAAAUGUGAGAAGGAUUUACUGCUUACUGAAGCCAUACCAUCAUGGAGGCUAUACUUCGACGAGGCAGCCCAAAGUUAUGGUGUCGGGGUAGGAGUAGUCUUAGUCACUCCCCAUGAUCUUGUCAUGCCCAGCUCUUUUGCCUUAGCAGAGAAAUGUUCAAACAACGUGGUGGAAUAUCAAGCUCUUAUCUUUGGUUUAGAAGUAGCGUUAGAUAUGGAUAUCCACCAGCGGAAAGUCUUUGGAGAUUCUAAAUUGAUAAUCAACCAACUUUUAGCUGAGUAUGAAGUCCAAAAUUCAAACCUGGAACAAUAUCGUGAAUAUGCAUCAAUGCUUAUGAGACGACUUGAUUCAGUAAAAAUUAAAUUCGUCCCAAAAAGUGAAAAUAGGAAAGCUGAUGCCUUAGCUAAUUUGGCUGCUGUUUUAGCUAGGUCAAAUGAAGAUUUCUCACACUCUAUAUCAAUUGCUCAAAGAUGGGUGCUUCUAUCGUUGCUACCCAAUAAUUUGGAAGAAAACAAAAGGGUCGAAGUACUCAAAAAUGAGGAAAGAGAAGAUUGGAGACAACCGAUAAUCGAUUUCCUUCAACAUCAAAAGCUACUAGAUAAUCCACGGUGA
Messenger RNA from Olea europaea var. sylvestris, 936 nucleotides. RefSeq lists its product as uncharacterized. Gene Ontology annotation, molecular function: nucleic acid binding; RNA-DNA hybrid ribonuclease activity. The transcript is spliced from 2 exons. The record is from RefSeq and is a predicted model, not a curated record. Lineage: Eukaryota; Viridiplantae; Streptophyta; Magnoliopsida; Lamiales; Oleaceae. Bases 1 to 936 code for a protein of 311 amino acids.